Drosophila eugracilis is the source of this 1990-nucleotide messenger RNA. RefSeq names its product WW domain-binding protein 11. Gene Ontology annotation, cellular component: spliceosomal complex. The record is from RefSeq and is a predicted model, not a curated record. Bases 192 to 1841 code for a protein of 549 amino acids. Gene Ontology annotation, biological process: mRNA cis splicing, via spliceosome. Lineage: Eukaryota; Metazoa; Arthropoda; Insecta; Diptera; Drosophilidae. The transcript is spliced from 5 exons.
CGAUAUCAGCAGGCGCUUGGUCGGUCUAUCGUUUUGCGAUAUAAUUUCUAAAAGAAAUAAAUAAGGAAAUAAAUAAAGUCGUUUUUAUAAAAUAAACAUAAAACUUAGGGAAGAAAGAGCAUACCAGACAGCACGCCGCCGCUUAGGUGUAGUAUAUUAUUACAUUGCAAGCACAAUAAAUCGCCGGCAAAAUGGGGCGCCGCUCUAUUAACACCACAAAGAGUGGAAAGUAUAUGAAUCCCACGGACCAGGCGCGCAAGGAGGCUCGCAAGAAGGAGCUUAAGAAGAACAAGAGGCAGCGUCAAAUGGUACGUGCGGCUGUCCUAAAGAACAAGGAUCCCUCACAGAUACUCGAGGAGAUGGAGAAGAUCGACGAGAUGGAGUACAACGUGCUGCAGCCAUCGCCGCUGAACGAGAAAGUUCUGCGUGACAAGCGGAAGAAGUUGAAGGAGACCUUCGACCGAGUAAUGCGACUCUAUCAUAAUGAUGAGCCCGAGCACUGGGCAGACCUCAAGCGCAAGGAGGUGGAGUAUGAGAAGAAACGCCUGAAAAAGCAGCAGUACUACGAAAGUGUCAAGCACGCCCAGAGCGUCCAGGUCGAUGAGAUUCCCCUGCCAGCUCCGGUAUCGACGGCCAUUCCCGGCGGUGCUGCCGGCUCUGCCGGCGGUCCGGUUUUAGCGGGAUUCGGUGCCGCCGUUGGCAUACGCCUUCCACCUCCGCCAAUGACAAUGGCGUUGCCGCCAUACGCUCCCGGUGCUCCGCCUGGCGUGGCCAAAAAUAGUGAUAUAGCUGCCAGUGAAGCACAGGCGGAGAAAUCCAAGGAAGACGAGGAGAAGGAUUGGUUAGGCGUUCCCCCAGGCCCACCGCCUGAUCUGUUUGCCCUGUCUGAACUCGAUUCCGAUGCCGAGGGCAAUACGGACUACGAUGGCGAGGGCGAAGAAGAAGAGCAGGAGGCGGCGAAGAAGAGCAAGGACAAGGAGGCCGCCGAACCGAAUAACCAAAACAUUGAUGACUUUAUGAAAGAAAUGGAACAUGUGCACAAGCGCAAGCAUCGCAAACUAGCGGCCAAGGAGGAUGAAGCCGACAAACAGCGAGGAGAUGACGAAGACGACGAUUUGGAGAAGCGCCUGGAGCGAGCGUCUAGCUCAGAUAGGAAAUCCGCGAGCAGUAGCGACAGUGAGGACGACGAUGAUCAGGAUGAUGAUGAAGACAUGGACGAGCCGCCGGUCAAAACAGCAGUAAAGUCCUCCGCCACGGUUACGCAGCCAGCUCCGGCUCCUCCUAAAGCGCCCACACUGCCUGCUAUCCCUUUGCCACCAGCGUCAUCUGUGCCAGCGCCACCACAACUGCCGCAGCUACCGCCUAUACACAAUCUUGGCCCACCGGGCAUUAUGUAUCGACCUCCACCCAUGCGACCACCACAUGCGGGAUCUGGUUUCGGCAUUCGCAUGCCACCGGGACCGCCGCCAGGACCUAGGCCACCACAUGGCUUGGGCCCAAUUCCUCGAAUGGGUAUCAGAAUACCACCGGGACCACCACCAGGUCUACCACCUCGCCUAGCCCAUCACAAUAAGCAGGGAGGUGGCGGAGGGCCACCAAAGGAGUCAGCCAAGGGCGUUACUACCAUUACAGCCAAACCACAAAUCAGGAAUCUGAGUGCGGAUGUUACCCGCUUCGUGCCAUCUACGCUGCGUGUAAAACGGGAGGAUCAGCGCCGGGCGGCGAGGCCCAGACAUGCGGCCAACGAUGGCCACCACGCACCCUCUGAGGCUCACUGCAAACCGCCCACCAAGGACGACGCCUAUCUACAGUUCAUGAACGAAAUGCAGGGCUUGCUGUAGCAUUUGAUGGUACUUUUUUUUUUACUGUAAAUUGUGUAGUCUAAGUCCUAGAUAAAAUGAGUCACCCAAAGCAAUACCUUGAGCAUUUUCAACUUGGAAUAAGAUAGUAUUGCGACAGAAAGUUAUUAAAUCUAUGUUUUCCUGGAGCC